ACUGUAAACAGAAAAUAUUAAUAGAUGACACAAUUCGAAUGUGACCUUCGGAUAAUUUGGGUGCGCGAAAAUGCUGGAACAAAUCCAACCUGGUUUUCAGCCGUUCUAUAUAAAAAACGAACGAAAUUACGACGAAAUGACCGAAAGCCCUGGAGAAGGUGAGAAAGCACCGCAAGAUUGUUGGACUUUGAUGACAACAGCUGAAAAAGUUUUACUCUUUUUACUCAUCUUAGCACUGGUUGGAUUUGUCGCAUUGGCGAGCUUUAUCAUAGUGCACUUUCUUAGUGAGGAAGUUUGUGAAAGUGAAGAAUGCAUUUCUGCGUCGUUCAAGCUUUUGAAAAGUAUAGAUCUUAGUGAAGACCCCUGCAAUAAUUUCGAAAAAUUCCUUUGUGGUAACUACAUUCCAAUCAGUGACGAGAAAAAAACCAACCUGGUCACUUCUCCUUUAAGUGACAAAGAUAACGGACCAAUUACAACAGUUAAAAGUUUUUAUCAAAGUUGCAUAAACAGUUCUGCCAUUGAAGACGAUAAUGAAAAUACCCUUGCUACAACAAUUUCCCAUAUUGGUGGAUGGCCUAUCUUGCUGGGCCAAACCUGGGCUGAAGACUCAUUCAACUGGCAAAAAUUCAUGGUAAAAGUGCGCCCAUUGGGUCUUAAAUCUGACUGGUUAUUACAUUUUGACUACUAUGAGGACGAAAGUGGCACAAAUCAAUUAUUGUUAAGGCCGCCACAAAUCAAAGCAAGGUCUUAUCAAUUCAAGACUGAAUUUUACCAAGAAUGUAUUAUAAAUCUCGCCGAUAAGUUUGACGCCGAUGAUUUGGUAUUAAAUCAGCUCAAGCAUAUGAUCGAAUUUGAAGACAAAUUAUUGCAGAUAAGUUAUUUAGACCAAGAUGAAAACUUCACCAAAGUUUCAGUCGGAAGACUGAAUGAAAUAUGGCCGGAAAAUUCACUUGUUGAAAUCUUCAACGACUUGGCUCGCGGUUAUUCGGUUUUUGUUAAUUCGACUCCAAUUUAUUUGGCGUCAGAGAACUACCUUUACGAAUUACACCAACUACUAUCUUCAACACCAAAAAGAACGCAAGCUAAUUAUUUUGUUUGGAGUAUUAUUGAGACGUUUUUACCUUUUUCGUCCGAGGAAAUUCGGAAAAUUUAUAGCAAGUAUUUGAAGAUGGAAAACAGGGAAGACCAUUGUCAUAGUGAGACAAUUAAGAGAUUUUACAGUAUUAUAAAAAGUGAAGAAGUGAGUAAAUACAAACAUGCACAAACUGUACCAUUACUUAACUUAAUUACAAAUCUGGUUUAUGAAAGCUAUAACGGGACUGAUAAUUCCGAAAUUAGUGUCAUAAUUGAGGGUCCUGAAGGAGAAAAUUCGGGAGUCACCGAUGUAACUUUUACCACUGAUAAAUUACCCAAAAUGAUAACUGAAGUCCAAUUUCGUAUCGACAAUGAAUUUUAUAAAUGUUUACAUAAAAAACCCUCGUUUUGUGUCAGAGAAAAUUAUUAUGAACAGUCACAAGCACUUGAACCCUUGUUUGAAACUUCUAACAACAUUUUUUAUGUUCCCUACAGCCUAGUUUAUAGUGAUUGGUUCAAAAUAAAUCAACCAAAUUAUAUAAACUUUGCCAAAAUAGGUCGAAUAAUCGGUGAUAAAAUUCUGGAAGCUGUAGAAGACGAAACUAACACGACUCUUUCCGAAUCUGGAGUAAAUCUGGCUUAUGAGGGCUAUAGAAAAUGGUUUCAAAAAAACGGAAUGGAGCCAAAGUUACCAGCUUUGAAUUUUACAAUAAAACAAUUAUUUUGGUUGUAUUCGGGUUUAGGAUAUUGCUCAGUAGAAGAAUCGGAUAAAAUCCAAGAAGUCGUCAAUUCGAUGUAUUUUAAAGAAGAUUUCCAUUGCAUUUAAAAUGUUUAGGUGAAUGUUCAUGAUAUAAAGUAUUUGGGUCGAGUGGAAGAAAGUGGAGUGAAUGAAUCAAGUAAAAAGUUUCAUUUAUUUUUCUAUGAGUUGUAAUCAAACACAAUAUUUUGUUAUUACUUAGGUAUUUAUUGUUAAUAAAUAACAUUUCUGAAAUGUU
Tribolium madens (black flour beetle) is the source of this 2069-nucleotide messenger RNA. RefSeq names its product neprilysin-2-like. Gene Ontology annotation, biological process: protein processing. Gene Ontology annotation, cellular component: plasma membrane. The transcript has 9 exons. Gene Ontology annotation, molecular function: metalloendopeptidase activity. The record is from RefSeq and is a predicted model, not a curated record. The coding region runs from base 71 to 1900 and encodes 609 amino acids. NCBI's taxonomy places the organism in Eukaryota, Metazoa, Arthropoda, Insecta, Coleoptera, Tenebrionidae.